AUGGCAGCAGAUGCAGAGAAGGUGGUGAGGUAUGUUGAAGACAAUUCUACCGGAGCUAAUGCAUGGAACCAUGGUCAUCACCACCAUCAUCACAAGGGCGACGAGAAACUGAAAGAUGACUGUGAUGUUCAUGAUAACCAACAAUCAAAAUCUUCCAAGGAAAUUGAAGGGGAAGGGUCUGAUGAAGUUUUGGAUGACACUUCAAAUGAGUCUAACUUUACUCCAAAUGAAUCUCUUCUUCGGAAGAGAAAGACAAUGCAUGAUGUCAAGGAUAAUAAAUCAGAUGCUGAUGCUGUGGAUGGCUCUACAAAAGAUAUUAGAUCAUUGAAUGAAAUAGAGCCUACUCAGUCAUCAUCAAAUCUAGUGUUUGGUUAUCUUAAUCUCUUCUCUGAUGGUGUGCACAAUUUUACGGAUGGAAUGGCUCUGGGAAGUGCAUUUCUGCUUUAUGGAUCUGUUGGUGGAUGGUCUAGAACUCUUUUUUUGCUGGCACAUGAGCUUCCACAAGAGAUAGGAGAUUUUGGUAUUCUGGUAAGAUCUGGUUUCAGUGUACCUAAAGCUCUUUUCUUUAACUUCCUCUCAGCAUUGCUGGCAUUAGCAGGAACCGUGUUGGCUUUGCUCUGGGGAAAAGAUCCAGGACAUUCAUCUUUGAUUGAGGGAUUUACCGCAGGUGGAUUUGUGUACAUUGCUGUUGCUGGAGUCCUUGCAGAAAUGAAUAACGGCAAGUCAACAUUGAGAACUUCAGCAGUUCACAUAACCUCACUAGUGCUGGGGAUGGCUGUUGCCCUUUGCAUCUCACUUGUGGAAUGA
Messenger RNA from Dovyalis caffra, 807 nucleotides. NCBI's taxonomy places the organism in Eukaryota, Viridiplantae, Streptophyta, Magnoliopsida, Malpighiales, Salicaceae. The record is from the annotation of a GenBank genome assembly.